This is a messenger RNA of Chondrus crispus (carragheen), 857 nucleotides long. RefSeq names its product Translation initiation factor eIF4, subunit E, type 1. The transcript has 4 exons. Gene Ontology annotation, molecular function: translation initiation factor activity; RNA 7-methylguanosine cap binding. The record is from RefSeq and is a predicted model, not a curated record. Bases 100 to 681 code for a protein of 193 amino acids. Lineage: Eukaryota; Rhodophyta; Florideophyceae; Gigartinales; Gigartinaceae. Gene Ontology annotation, cellular component: eukaryotic translation initiation factor 4F complex. Gene Ontology annotation, biological process: translational initiation.
UUUCAAUCUGUCGCCGGCCGCAUUUACCUACAGACCAACCAUCCCGUACUUGCCGCCGCUUUCUAGGCGCAUUCACUCUGUCACUCACGCACAUUUACUAUGACCGAGAACACAUCCGCUUCGAAAUCCGGAGAACAAAAAACGCACCCUCUCCAGUUUAAAUGGACUCUAUGGCAUGACAUUGUCAAUAGGUCCAGCUAUGGCGCCAACCUACGAGAGGUGGCUUCGUUCGACACCGUCGAAGACUUUUGGGCUGUUUUUAACAAUUUGAUGGAGCCGUCAAGAUUACCCCGUAAUAACACAUACAACCUGUUCAAAUAUGGAAUCGAACCGAAAUGGGAGGACAAGCAGAACACCAAUGGCGGCGAAUGGCGGCUGCCUCUCCCUAAUUCCUACAAGGAUCAGCUAGACAAAUAUUGGUUGAACACGCUUCUAACUGUGCUAGGAGAAGGUUUCGGCCCGGAGGAGAGCGAUGAUAUUUCGGGCAUCGUGCUCAAUAUCAAGUCAGGAAAAGACCGUCUUGCGAUCUGGACAAAGUCGGCGCUCUCGGCGGACCUCCAAAUGCGAAUCGGCCAGCGCUGGAAGAAGACGGUUUCCAUCACGCACGAAAUCGAGUAUAUCUCUUUCAAGGACGCCAUGGGCGGUGCCCGUCGCGGGUCCUCUCGUUACCGAAUCGAAUAAUUCAUGAUGGCAUAUUUGCCAAUAAGUUUACUCACAACUCAGCUGUUCUCAAUGCCUACACUUCGUAAAUGCAGUUCUGGGAGGGCUUCAGUCUUCUGUUUAAUGAAUACUAUAAUUCUGAGAUGAAUAUGGAAUGGUGUCUACUGAGGAAUAAAAAAACGUAGAAGCGAUGUACA